AAAUACAGAAAAAGUGGGUGGUAUCUAUGUAAAUGCUCAGGCGGCCCCAACUCCAAGUCAAGUGGAAAGAGUUCUGCGAACAAUGCACACUGCAGAAGAAGCCGAAUCCGGCGUGGGUGGAGGAACCUUAUCAAAAACCUAUCCUCGAACCUCUUCCUGCCCCUCAGAUGCUCGUUCAGAUCGAUAUAAGGCCAUGGAUUCGCUGCUGCAAUGUCACCAUUGUUGUCUCAUUUCUCUGCAAGGAGCUUCUCCGCCUCUCCUCUUCAGAUCUCUCCCUUCUCUUUCUGCUCUAAACAGCUUUUUUAGGCAAGAAUCAGAGCUACUGAAAUGGUGUUAGGGGUUUUAUGGAUUCUGCUCUUGUGCUGUCUUCCUGUGGUUUUUUCUCAAGGCAAUGGGAAUGUAACAGUUAUUAUUCAGGGCUCUGUUACAGUGGCUGAGACUGAUGAUAGUUUUAUUUGUGCCACCAUAGAUUGGUGGCCACCUGAGAAGUGUAUUGGUAAAGAUUGCCCAUGGGGAAGGGCUUCUGUUCUAAAUUUGGAUUUGAAGAAUCCAUACCUAUCGGCGGCCAUCAAAGCAUUUAAUCCACUAAGGAUAAGAAUUGGAGGCACUCUGCAAGAUCGGAUCACGUAUGAUGUGGGAAGUUCGAACCAAGAUUGUGUCCCAUUAUCUGUGUCUGCUUCUGGACUUUUUGGUUUUUCAACAGGCUGUUUGAGCAUGCAAAGAUGGGAUGAGAUGAACCGUUUUCUUCAGAAUACAGGGGCAAUAGCCAUAUUUGGCCUAAAUGCUCUUCAAGGGAGACAACAAGGUAGUGAGGGUUUCUGGCAAGGCCCCUGGAACUCGACCAAUGCUCGCGAUUUCAUUGAAUACACGGUUUCCAAGGGAUAUCCCGUUACUUCGUGGGAGUUUGGAAAUGAGUUGAGUGGGCAUGGAAUAGGAGCAAGUGUUGAUUCAGACCAAUAUGCAAGAGAUUUAAUUUCCUUGAAAGGUAUUCUUGGAAAUCUGUACAGAAAUUCCGAAACAAAGCCAUUGCUGGUAGCACCUGGAGGGUUUUUUAACGAUCCACAGUGGUAUGCUGAGCUGCUCGAGGCUUCUGGGCCUAAUGUGCUCGAUGCCUUAACACAUCACAUAUAUAAUCUGGGUGGAGGUGAUGACCCACAUAUUGCAGACAGAAUUAAAGAUCCAAUUUAUUUAAGUGGGGCUGCAGAUACAUUCAGAGCUGUCCAACACACCAUAGAGGAGCAUGGGCCUUGGUCAUCUGCCUGGGUUGGUGAGGCUGGUGGUGUCUACAAUAGUGGCAGCUCUCUAGUCUCCAACACCUUCCUAAAUAGCUUUUGGUACUUGGAUCAACUAGGAAUGGCAUCUAAGUACAACACCAAGGUUUAUUGCAGACAGGCAUUGAUUGGAGGCAACUAUGGCCUCCUUGACAAAGAAACAUUCAUUCCAAAUCCUGAUUACUACAGUGCACUGCUUUGGCAUCAGCUCAUGGGGACAGGUGUUCUUGCUAUUGAUAUUAAUGGAUCUCCAUUCUUGAAAGCUUAUGCUCAUUGCAGAAAAUCUGGACCCGGUGUUGCCUUGCUCUUGAUCAACUACAGCGAAACCACAACUUUUAACACGACGGUGCAAAAUGAUCUGAACAUCGAUCUAACGGAAAAAGGCGUUCGGAAAGAUGGCUCUUUUACUCGUAAUAUGAAACGUUCGGUUUCGUGGAUUGGAAGGAAAGCUUUAGGUGGGUUUCUAACAAGAGAAGAAUAUCAUUUAACUGCCAAGGAUGGAGACUAUCUUAGCAGGAUAAUGCUUCUGAAUGGAAGUCCUCUGCAGAUUACAGAGUCGGGAGAGAUUCCAGAGCUAAGACCAGUUUUUGUUGCAGUUAAUGCACCCAUAACAUUAGCUCCUAUGUCCAUUGCAUUUGUUGUAUUUCCACAUUUUGAAGCUCAUGGUUGUGACCCUAAAUGAUGAUUUACAUAUCUAAACACCUGACCUUUAAUUUUUAUAUUUAUACUGCCCAAAAAUUUCAUGUCAUAAAAAAAAU
Molecule: messenger RNA, 2029 nt
Organism: Phalaenopsis equestris
Lineage: Eukaryota; Viridiplantae; Streptophyta; Magnoliopsida; Asparagales; Orchidaceae
Product: heparanase-like protein 2
Exons: 10
Coding region: 328-1953 (541 amino acids)
Cellular component (GO): plant-type cell wall; membrane
Molecular function (GO): beta-glucuronidase activity
Source: RefSeq, a predicted model, not a curated record